Purpureocillium takamizusanense is the source of this 2361-nucleotide messenger RNA. RefSeq lists its product as uncharacterized. The coding region runs from base 1 to 2304 and encodes 767 amino acids. NCBI's taxonomy places the organism in Eukaryota, Fungi, Ascomycota, Sordariomycetes, Hypocreales, Ophiocordycipitaceae. The transcript has a single exon. The record is from RefSeq and is a predicted model, not a curated record.
AUGGGUCUCGCCGCUCCGCUGUGGCUCCAGACUCCAGACGGACUCCAAAUUAGCGGCCGAUGCCCCAUUGUCAAGCUCAAGCUGGCAGCCGCCCCCUCUUUCCCGUGUGCGUUCCUGAAUCCCCUCGACACGAGCGCGCCCAUCGUGUGCAUCGCAUCGCACCGCACCGCGCCGCAUCGAGGGACUAUGGCGCUGAGGCGACCAAUCUGGCAGCAUUCGCCGCGCAUCUGCACCAUCUCUGCCCUCAACGCGCCUCGCCAUGACGCCCCGUUUCGCUGUAAUGCCGUCGUUUCCAGCUCAUCAGCGACCCCGAGUCGACGACGACUAGCAUCUCAGGCCGCCGCCUCACAAGCAACUGUCCAGCAUGCCCAGCCCCCAGAGUAUCUUCUCCCGCGGCGCGACCGCACGGCGCUGGACGAUGUCUUGAGCGCGCUCCAAACCAAAAACACAGACCAGCUCUUUGAUGCCUUUAUGGCAUGGACCGACAUCCUCGCGGACACGUCGUCGCCCCUACAUGACGCUGCUGUGCGACAAGCGCAGCAUCUUCCGGGCCCGACCUUGUCAGAACUACUUCGCAGCUUCGACCCAGUCGCGUCUCCGGCCCACGAUGUCGCCCACGGCCUCAACAUCACGCAGGGCCAGACGCAGUUCAUGGACGUGGGCGACCUGGUGGACGAGUUCGGCGUGCGCACGCGUCACUGCAGACUCCUCCCGGCACUGCAGGUGCUCAUCGACGUGCGGGGGGACUCGAGCAGCAACAGCCUCACCCCCUCCGACUACGAGGUAUGCCUCCGCUGCGCCGGCGCCGCCGUCGGCCACCGGGCCGCCAAGGAGAUAUGGAACGCCAUGGCCAAGCACGGCGUCCAGGACUCGCGCACCUCGCAGACCUGGAACGAGUUCAUCAAGGCGCGCUUCAUCACCGAGCCCCUGUACUACCAGUUCGACCGCUCCCGCGUCGCCAAUCUCGCGCGCCACAUGUACAGCAAUCGCGAUCCGCUGCCCAGGGAGAGGAUCAGGCGUAUGGACCACAUGCGCCUCAGCCUCAACGCCCUCAAGCGCGAGCCCUGGAACCGGAGGCGCGAGGAGCCCGACGAGGACCUGCGACGCCUGUUGCGCCGCCGCUACGACUUCAGCGCCUACAAGAACCACUGGGUCCGCGCCCUGUACUACGGACUCGAGAUGGACGAGGCGCUACUAUGCACCUCCAUAAUCGCCUUUGCGCGGUCCAGCUCCUUGGACCACGUCACCAUGAUCCUCAAGAGCUACUACGGCAUCGAGAUCGAAGCGGCUGCCGACCAGCCUGCGGGCAUCCACAUCUCGGGCGGAGUCGACCUGCUGUCUGACUCCCCCCUCAGGCCCACCGUGCGCCUCCUCGACGCCAUCGUCGAGGCCUUUGGCGCCAUGUCGCUCAUCCCCCUCGGCAUGAAGCUCGUCGACUUCGUCUCACGCCGGUACGACGUGCCCAUCCCCGCGGCAACGUGGUCCAACACCCUCAGCUGGACAUAUGUCUGCGCCUCCAAGCCCUUCCAGUCCAUGCGCCGACUCCGCGAUGACUGGCAGGACACAGCCACCUCGGCCGACGACGUGUUACAGGUCUGGAACGUGAUGACGUCGGAGCCGCACAACGUCGAGCCUUCCUUUGACGACUACGACAUCUACGUCAAGACGCUCCUGAAGAAGCAGUCGUUUGACACCGCGCUCGACGUCAUCCGGCACAAUAUCCUGCCAUAUUACGACUCCCUCGUCGAGGAAUACGAAAAGGCGCUCCUCGACGAGAUUCUCCAAAACGACAUAGCCCUGCCACCAUCCUCCUCGGCGCUCACCACCCCCGCCCGCCGCCGGCGCCUCCAAGCGCAGCUCCGCAAGGACGACGCCCACCACCGCAUCUCCAGCUGGUUCACCCGCCUCCUCAAGUCCGCAUCGGGCAACCGCCUCCACCGCGUCGGCCCCUUCGCCCGCGUUCUCGUCCCCGACCUCCUCGCCGAGUUCCCCGAGUUCUUCCACCCCCAGAUCCGCUAUCGCACCGAGCAGGGCCACGUCCAGCUCGAGCGCCCCGAGGCCACCCGCCGCUUCGAGUGGUUCCGCGAAUGGCGUGUCACCCUGCCCUCGAAGAAGGCCGGCUUUGAAGUCCGUGACCUCGAGGGCGCCGAUCAGUCUGACUUUGAAUGGCCCCGGGUGCAACCCAUGAGGGUCCUCGAGUGGCGGCGCAGGCCAAAAGCCAGGCUCGACAAGCUAGGCAAGGCACCAGCCGACGCGGACAAGAGGGAGUGGUGGAAUAGGCUGGAAGAAGAGCUGCUGCGGUAGAGGGCAGGGUAAAGCCUACGCAUACAUUGCAGCGUAAAUGUAUAAUUGUCAAGUCCA